AUGCAGAAGAUGUUAUGAAUACUGUGAUUGACCCGAAUCAUGUGAAGGAGAAUGGACUCUUUGAUGGAAAUACAGAUAAACAGUUUAAUUACAGCCAAGAUGAAUUUGUACAGAUGGUGUUGGAACUCAAUUUCCAGAAUGAAUAUAUGAAGUCUCAUUACAAGGGCUUGAAGAAUCAGUUUCUGGACUCUGAGCGGCCUGACCCGCAGAAAGUGCCGCAUGAUGAUACGAGGUCUCUGGAUGAUGUCAGAGAGCUUCAUAGAGAAAUAGAAUCUUUAAAGAGACAACUUUUUGAGGAAAAACAAACACGAGGUGCUGCAGAGGAGGCGUUGACGCAUCUACGAGCUGAACAUUCUGAGGCAGAUGUGAAGGCACAAGAGCUUUCCGCUAAACUUGCUGAAGCUCAACAGAAGAUGGAUCAAGAAAUAAAAGAGCGAGAUGAGAAAUAUUCUGACCUUGAUUCCAAGUUGAACAGGCUCCAUAAAAGAGCAAAACAGCGUAUUCAGGAUGUGCAGAAAGAAAAAGAUGACCUUGAAGAGCAGUUCCGUGAAGUUACUAAGAAAGCUGAUCUUGCAUCUUCUCAGCUGUCAGCACUACAAAAUGAGUUGGAGCGGACACGGCAACAUGCAAAUGAAGCAUUGAAAGCAAUGGAUGCGGAGAGGCAACAAUUACGAAGUGCAAACAACAAACUUCGGGAUACCAUUGAAGAAUUACGUAAUUCAUUGGUUCCUAAAGAGAAUGCUUUGGAGGCAAUGCAACAAUCAGUUCUGGACAAAGAACAGAUGGUAGAAGACUUGCGAGGAUUACUGCAGGUAGCCGAUGAAAAGCGGCAAGCUUCCAUUGCAGAACUCUCUGUAAAGCACCAGAAGCAAAUAGAGAACAUGGAAGCCCAAGUUGCUGAUAUUUUAGCUGAGAGAAGCCGAGCAACUGAAACAAUAUCAUCUUUGCGGACUUUAAUUGUGGAAAAAGACACCAAGAUUGCGGAGAUGGAUGUUGCUUCUAGUGGUGAAGCAGCAAGACUUAAGGCUGCAAUAGAGACUUUAAAAGGAGAGCUCAAUCAUCUGAAAAAUGAACAUGUAUGAUUUUUUCUUUUGUACUUGCCAUAUUGCAUGGAUGGUGUUUGGUAUCACUUAUAAGUCCCGUCUUGAUAACUUUCCAUUAUCAACCUUAUAUUCUGUAUUCACUCUCACACUUAGUU
Molecule: messenger RNA, 1198 nt
Organism: Erythranthe guttata (spotted monkey flower)
Lineage: Eukaryota; Viridiplantae; Streptophyta; Magnoliopsida; Lamiales; Phrymaceae
Source: RefSeq, a predicted model, not a curated record